This is a messenger RNA of Schistocerca gregaria, 11121 nucleotides long. RefSeq names its product transmembrane and coiled-coil domain-containing protein 4-like. The record is from RefSeq and is a predicted model, not a curated record. The transcript has 11 exons. Lineage: Eukaryota; Metazoa; Arthropoda; Insecta; Orthoptera; Acrididae. Bases 165 to 2228 code for a protein of 687 amino acids.
GUUGGCAAUACGCGCUAUUCACUUGUCAUAUUUGUUUUUAAUUUUCACGAGCAUGACGUUUUGUAACCCUCUAAUUUACAGAGUUUAGGUUUAUUUUUGUUGGUUGUCUCUGUGUCUUCAUACUACGUUUAUUUAGUGAAUUUUAUGUACAAUCUGAUAAUUUAAUGGAAACAAGAGAAAAAUCAUUGGAAAGUGAAGGUGGUGUUUGCAGUGGAGACAGUGAUGUAACUACUGUCAAAAAUGUGAAUCCAGGCCCUAUGGGAAUAGAUAUGGCAGAGGUUUUGACGGAUGCAGGCAUUUACUCCUAUGCAGCGAUAUGUGCCUUAUCGUUACACGAACUUUUUGACAAUUGGUGGGAUCAGGCGUUUAAUCAUAAAUGCAUGAAAACCAUACUGGAACACUUGAAACUUCCCAAACAGGUAGAAUCUGUGAUGAUAUUAAUGAUUGAGGGGAAAUGCAGUCAAAAAGCAGAUGCAUAUGUGGACCUGCUUCUUAAUGAAGAACGAUUACAUGGAAAUGCCCUGCCAGUUGUUCAAGAUCUUAUCGUGCUUGCAGUUAGGGGAGGGGAAUAUGAUGCAAGGAUGCGUGUUCUUAUUCGUCAUGUUGCUGCUGAGCUUAUGGUUCCCCAACAGAUUGUUGAUGAGUGUGAGGAAGCUGUUGUCGAGUGCUUUACUGAAGAGUUCAGAGGAAUGUCUGAGGAACAGGUGGAAGAAGCGAAACAACGACAUCAGAGUAAGAAAUAUAAACGUUACAUGAUGAUAGGCUUGGCAACAAUUGGUGGUGGUACACUACUUGGAUUGAGUGGAGGUCUGGCAGCACCACUUAUUGGAGCAGGCGUUGGAACAAUUCUUGGGGGUGCAAGUGCGGCAGCCAUUGGGUCAGCAGCAGGGGCAGCUGUCAUUGGGUCUCUUUUUGGACUAGCAGGAGCAGGACUUACAGGUUUCAAGAUGAAAAAACGGGUAGGUGAAAUAGAAGAAUUUGCGUUUGGUGUCUUACCUCCAACAAGUGAAUCUGAAACACAGGUCAGACAACUUCAUAUUACCAUAGCGAUAUCUGGAUGGCUGACAGACUUAGAAUCUGACAACUUCACUCGGCCAUGGCAAUCCUUGUUUUGCUCUCGAGAGCAAUAUUAUCUGAGAUACGAAUCGUCAUACCUGCUGGAGCUGGGUCAGGCCUUAGAUUACAUCCUCAGUUUUGCUGUUUCAAUGGCAGCACAAGAAGCUCUCAAAUACACAGUACUCUCUGGUAUUAUAACAGCAAUUACAUGGCCAGCAUCAUUAGUGACUUUGGCAUCAGUUAUUGACAAUCCAUGGGGGGUGUGUUGCCGGCGCUCUGCUGAAGUGGGCAAACAACUGGCCGAAGUGCUGCUAUCACAUGAACAAGGCCAGAGGCCUGUUACACUAAUUGGAUACAGUCUGGGAGCCAGAGUUAUAUAUUAUUGUCUUCGGGAAAUGUCUGGAAGAAAAGGAUGUGAAGGAAUUGUGCAGGAUGCCAUAAUGCUUGGAACACCAGCAACAGACAAUCCAAAAGAAUGGAAGAAACUGUCAAGAGUAGUUUCAGGGAAAAUUAUAAAUGGGUACUGCAAGACAGACUGGCUGCUGAAGUUUUUGUAUAGAACUUUUGCGGUUUUUAACAGUGUUGCGGGGCUGAAGCCUAUUGAAUGUGAUGAUAGAAGAAUACAAAAUUUUGAUUUAACAGAUAUUGUUGGAGGGCACAGAGACUAUCCAGACAAACUUGAUGCAAUUCUGAAAGCCAUAGGCAUUCGUACAAAGGAAGUGGAUCCAGACACAGUCUCUGCAUUAAAGAAAUCUUCAUCUGAAAUUGCAUACAGCCCUCCGACAAAGGUAUCACUAUCAAGCCUGAGAUCCUCAAAGUCUGAAAAUGCACUCCAAAUCGAAAAUCCAGAGGAUGUUUCUUCUGUGUUGGGAAAUGCAGCUGCCAAGUGUUCAUUCUGUUCAGAAGCAACUGAGGAUUAUGUAGAAGAUACUGAAGAUAAUCAGGGGAUGCCAGUAAAUGAAUCAUCACAGGUGGAGAGUAUGUCACAUUCUGCUCCAACUACAGCUGCUGCCCAGUGUGAACUUCCAACUGAACAACAUGUAGGUGAAUUAUCUAAGGAAUUCCCAGAGCCUGCAUCAGGCAACAAGGAAUUCCCAGAGCCUACAUCAGGCAACAAAUGUGAGGCUGGGAAGAAAACAGAAGGAGAACACAGUCAUGCUGCUACACAGUAAAAAAUAAUUAUUAAUGGAAAAUAAACAGGCUGGAUUUGGAUGUGAUAAUUAAAAUGCAACCUGCUUACAUUGAGGAAAUGUCACAUAGCAGCGUAAUACUGCAGGCACAAGAAACACAGAGAAUACAGUGCAUUUAAUUUUUAAUAAGUUAUAUUACCUCAAUUUUGAGUGCAUAAAUUUCUUGGCCAUAAAUAAUGUAUUAAGUGUAUAUAAUAAUAUUGUUGAAACAGUUAACAGAUAAUAGGAUGUAUAAUUUACAAAAGGUUUGCUGUGCAUGAGAAUUGAGACAAUAUUGUCUUCUUUUCUUCUUCCCACUUGUCAGUAUUCAUUAUUUAUUUCUGUGAAUCAGUUCUGUUCAUAUGGUGUUCGUAUGGUACUUUUAGUUAAUAUGUUAAUUAUUUCAGAUUUUUAAAAAUGACACUGUACUUUAAUUUACACAAAUUUGUUAUGAAUUAUUCAUUUAUAUGCAUAUUCAUACAUUUAAGACAGGGGAAACAUUCCUAACAUACUGUAGCUUGUAUUACUUUUAAUCAAAGUAUUCAAUAACAGAAAUUCCUAAGUAUUUCAAGUGGAAUGCUGUGAAUGUCUGUCUACAUUCCAAAUUCAAAUGAAAGUGCAGACAAAAGUGUAGAAAAGCCAGAUCAGUAACAUAUUUUGAAACUUAGGGCUUUGGUAAUGCUAUGAAAAUACCAGAAGAAUUUGCAGUUCAUUGUAAUUGUUUUAAAUCAGUAUACAAAAUUUAAAAAAAAAUCUAAAGCCUUGCAUUUGCUAAGUUAUAUCUGUAAAAGGGGGGGGGGGGGGGGGGGAUGUUGCCGUUGUUACAUCUGCUGCUUUCCAUUUGAUUCCUUCAUGUGCCAUCUCCUAAUUUUGAUGUAUUAUGGCACUUCACUUUUUCAUAAUCAUCUUGAAUCUUUUCACUUAAAUCAUUUUCAUAUUUUUCCAUUCCACCAUUCCCACUAGUGUAAGAUGGCAUAGCAGAGACAUUUCUAAACAUGUCUCCUUUUCUACUUUGUCUGCAGUCUGCAUGACUCUUUCUUUAUAGGACCUUUUUAUUUCCGUCUUUCUCUGAAUAAACAUGUUUUGUUCAGUUACAUUAUAAAUUCUAGUGGCAAGAUCUGUCCUCCAGUCUUCAUGACAACAUUAAAUUCAAAUCUGCAUUCAGCCAGCCGUUCAGUGGUUGUUUAAUUCUUACAACACAUUAGCUUUUGUAGCAAUUUGAGUAUUCAUUAAUGCUCAGUAGAUUGCCAAAAUUAAUGCAGAUUUUAUAGCAAAAAGUUCCUCAUACAGCAUGUUAUAAUUUUUGCAACAUGUUCAUGUAAAUGUAAUUGCCAUAGAGAGUUCAAAAGCUGUAUCAUUUCUGGGGUACUUUUCUCAUUUUCGAUUUCUUGCAUGAAAUUUCAUUUGUAACACAUGUACUGAUUCAUUAGGAUGCAGAAAUGGAAGCUAAUUGAAGUACUGAAGACCACAAUCCUGGUUGUGUGUAUUGUUGAAUGUUUGUAAUCCAGAUGUGAGCAUGUAUACAUUAUUAUGUUAUAUUUAAAAAAAAAUCGGAACUCACAAGAGUGUUGAACAAUGCUGUCCACUGUUACAAAAGAAAGGUAUUUUGUUAUAUCAAAUAGCACUACUAUUUUCUCAAUCUCUCAAAUUUUUACAUGUAGAGAAUGUAAAGAAAAAUUAUUUUUACACUACUGGAUGUUUAUUAAUAUUAAACAAUGUUUCAUAGUUAUAAUCCUGUGUAUAGUUUACAGAGAAUACUUACUUUAUUCCACAUUUUCUGAGAGAAACAGUUGAUGUUUUGUAAAAUUAGUUGCUUAUUUUGUCUCAUGACGAAAAUUUUGUGACUCCUUUACAUUUUUGUUUUGUUACUGCAUAGUUACAAUAUUUCAUAUUUAUUUGUGUUUCAUAUUUUCAAAAUGACUGUAUUAUUAAAUAUUCUAAAUUUUUAGCUAACUUGCCCAUGACAUAGUUAACUACAAACUUUAUCCGUUUGAGGAGAUGCAUCAUUUCUUCUUCUGGACCAAUAUAAUUGCCUAAUGUGUAAGACACAUUUACACUUUUCUAUCUAAAACUUUAUAGUUUGGAAAAGUUUAUAUGGAAACAUUAACAUGGCAAUACAACAUAUGUAAUUUGAUCUCACAACAACAGUGUACCAGUGGUAACAUUUAUAAGGUUUAUAAGAACUCGCAAAGUUUAAUUUUUUUUUAUGUACCGGUACUCUCUCUAAUUCCAUAGCAGAUACAACUUAAAAUUAUUGUGCAAGAACAUUCAGAAUGAAAAUUAAUGGUAAUUUUUGAUAAAUCAGAUCAAUACAGUUGCCUCAGAGCAUGAACUCCUAAAGCAUAAUUAUAAGAAUCAUUUUACAGGAACAGACAUAAUGUAAGGAACUUGACACAUUACAUGACAGACAGUAAGUUUCUCCACACAUACCAAAGACAGUGAAUAUUUGGACUUGUUAUACCAUAUAAUAAACAUGGUAUUCCAUACACCAUUAUCAAUUUUUAUAAUAUUAUCUUUUUCUGCCAAUGUUGUCUGUACAGUAAUAAUGAAAUGGAGUACCUUGAGCUUGUAGUUUCCUUCUCUCUGUUCUAUGCUUGCAUUUUCAGCUGCACAGUAUUUGAUGCCAUUAGCCAUACCUCUAUAGGGUGCAAAAUCAGCUGGGAUAAUUUCUUCUUCAUCUAACAAAAUAAUUGAAUUUAUAGCAAUAUCAGGAUUCCAUUUCUGUUAAAUUACCAAGUAUUUGUGAUGCUGAAGAAAUUAAUAGUGUUUAUUUAUCUGCCCAUAAGUCCUUAUAUAGGCCCUUUUUCGUGAAAGGUUUCAAAACUAAAAUCUUCCCUGGGUUGUGUUUUGAGUUUAUAGAAAACUGUCUUCUCUAAGGAUGACUGUUAAAAUCAAAUUUUACUUUCAAUAUUUUUAUCAAUAGGCAUUCUUUAAUUACUGGUUUUUAUAGCUGGCAGAUAUUGCAUAAUUAUUUAAGAUCCAAAUGUGUGCUCUUCCCACAAUAUUUUUAAAAAUGUGGGAUCAAAAUUAAAAUAUUGUAAAGUUUAAAAAUGUUAUAUUGUUGAAUAACUUGACAUAGCCUUUGUGAUGUGUUAACAAUACAGAGAUCAUCUUAGCUAACACUUAUAGCCAAGAUGGAAAACUUAGAAAAUCAUAAUGUGCAUCCCUUCAUAUGCAUAGAUCUACUAUCUGCAUAUUUGUGAAAUAAGUGACCUCCUGCUCAUACCAAAAGAAGGAAGUCUCUGACUUUUUCCUAGGGAUUUGGGCAGAAACAUGGAAAAGUUAGUGAUCUGCUCUAUAUAUCUAAAUACUGUACGCGCAGUAUGACUUGGCACUUCACACAGUAUGUGCUGGAAGCAGAUAUAAGCAGUCCUUGCUUCCCACUUAAACUGCUUUUGGUUGCAGAGAAGGCAGCAUAUAAAACACACAGGAAUCAAGGUUAUUAUGCAAGCAGUGGUGACACAUGAAAGUUGAUUGAUUAAAGGAUUUUAUAUAGUUGAAACUGAGUCUUGUUGCUAAAAGUGAAAAAUACUAUUGUUAAGUGCUACUGUGAAAAUUAUUGUUAGGUAACUAAGGUUGGCGCUAGAUAGAAACAAAUCAGUGCCGCCAGAUUUCUACUGAUAGCUUCGCUCCUAGCACCCCGCGUAAAAAGUGCUGAGAUGUAUUGUGUGUAUAGUGUAGAUGCCAAAUAAGACACUUGCACCCACAAUGUUGAUAAACAUGGUGUCAUUAAUGUUCUAAUGAAUUUGUACUGUGGUUGUAGUAGUCCAGCAGGGCUGCAGGAAUUAUUUUACUGAUGUGAUUUGUUUCCUCUUUAAAUUGAUGAACUCUCUAACUUUAGCUUCUAUUAAUGCAAUCUCGGCUGCUGUUUUUAAUGGUAAUACUAUUUCAGUCAAUAAGUUGUAUUUAUUAAAAAGAUAGUAAGAGAAAUAUUCACUAUAUGAUUACAGGAUUUGUAGGUGUUUCAAAAUAAUUUACAGGUGGUGACUUUUGUGGAGCAAUUGAUCGUUUCCUUACUUUUGCAACUAGUUAAUCUUAAUGCAAUGCAUUCAGAAAAAGUUGUCCCUAAAUAGUUAUGAUGGUUUAACAUGGUAGCAACUUUAGUUAUUUUCUUCACCUACUGAGAUCUUUUUCAAACUGCUUUGAACAUUUGAGCAUUCUGAAAAAAGUAAUUCUCUUUCAUGUUUUAAAAUAUGAUGAUGUGACUUUAUUUCUGUAGUUUGUUUUUAUGUUCCUAAGGUUUGAAACUUUUCUGCGCAGUGAUCAUUUUUAAAUUACUGUACAGUUGAGAUAAUGAGUUCCCAAAAAUUAUUUUAUUUCAUUUUAGUAUGUGCUGCAGUGGUUAUUUGUUUAUAACUGACAACUAUAGCUUUAAGAAAGAUCCUUCAAGAAGGGUAAAUACAUUAGUCAUUGUGCUGUGUUAAAUUGUUAAUAUUCCUAUAGAAGCAUGUGUGGUCUUGUGUGAUGUUAGUUGUAUGUAGUUACACCUUAACUGUCCUAAACAUAUUUUAGUUCUGUGAUAGCUGUUGCACCUGGAAGAGUAUUAAUGUAAUUGCAAUUUUAGUUUUCAAAACAAGAGCUUUAGACAUACUUGUAUAAUACACUCGAAUAUCGUAUACAUAUCAAAUUCUCAAGGACAUUUAUAAAAGACUCUAGCAAGUUAUAUAACGUUAAAGUCUGCUGUGCUUUGCAUAACUGAUUUUGUUUUCACAAAAGCUAAUGUGUCUUCCAACUACAAAAGGAAAUAGUGUUUACUCUGCAAUAACAACGACACAGUAUCACAAUUCAGGAUAAUGAUUUGUGCUCAGGUAUUACAUAUGGUUCACUAAUGAUCAAGUGAAUUAUGACAAAUAUAAGCUCUUCCGUUACAAAUAAUUAAACACAACAUUUUUGCUCUUGAACAAUUAAAAAUUUCACGUUUACAGUUUUCACAACAUGUGCCAAAGAUGGGUUCUAUAAUAUUGUGUGCUACUUUUCUAUAUUUUUAUAAGAUAUAUGGAAAAUUUUCUUCAAAGCUUUGAAUCUUUUAUAGAAAAGUAAAUAUAUUUUCUCACAUCCUUUGGUUACAUCGCAAUGUAGUGGGUUCAAAACUUCUAAACUUAUUUUAAUUCCAUUGAGAAGUUGUAGCAUAAGUAAUGUGACUUCUUCAACUAUAUAAUAAUAGACUGUUACAUAUGUAUUUGAGAAACAUAUAGUAAGAAUACCAGUCAGAUUUUGAAUUUUCACAAAUCGUGUGGCAUUCUUGAAUAUAGCAACUGCAACUUGCUACAAAAGAAAUAUUUAACGUUUUCUGUUACCUAGGUGAAGUUUUCUGUUACUUAGGUACAAAUUGUACAUGCUCAUGUUUCUUUGUUGAUGUUUCAUCAGGGAAUUGUGGGGAUAAAAUAGAAUUAGUAAUAAGUUAUCUGCUCUGUGUGAAAUUAUCACUGGAACAUGGAAUAUUGAAGUAUAAAAUUCUCUUUAAGUAAGCCAUUCGAUUGUGAUGAGUAUGGUGUUUCUUUUUUUUUUACAGAAUAUCACUGUUAACAUUACUUGUCUGUAAUAUGGGAUAAUGUAAUUACUGUUGAUGGCACAGUAGAUAAACCCUUAUUGUAUCAGAUAGAUUACUGUGAAUGACUUCCAUAAUAAGACAAAUUACCGAGCGAGGUGGUGCAGAGGUUAGCACACUGGACUCAUAUUCGGGAGGACAAUGGUUCAAACCCACGUCCGGACAUCCUGAUUUAGAUUUUCUGCGAUUUUCCUCAAUCGCUUUAGGUAAAUGCCGGGAUGGUCCCUUCAAAAGGGCACGGGCGAUUUCCUUCCCUAUCCUUCCCUAAUCCAAGCUUGUGCUCCGUCUCUAAUGACCUCGUUGCUGAUGGGACAUUCAACCCUAAUCUCCUCCUCUUCAAUAAGACAAAUUAUUAAAGGAACUAGCAACCUGUUGGUACUUGUAAGAGCAAAAUCAUUUUCGCCAAGGCACUGCAGACAGUUAGGAGCUAAAUAUUUUGAUGAUAGAUGCAAAGCCUAUGAAGAGCUAAUAUUUUUGACAAAAGUUGUUGGCAUUUAUUUUUACUAGCUUUGUAGUGUCAUAUGGGACACUAUAAUGUGCGCUAUUGCUCAGUAUUAUAAUGAACACAGGAAAUUUUACAGUAUGUCGUGGUACUGUAGGGCAUAAGUUGCAUGAAAAAAGUACUAAAAUGUGAGUUAUUUCUUGAUUUGUAUAUCAUAUUGGAGAUUCUCUACUGUAGUCGGUGCUGUAAAAAUGUGUAGUGACUGAUUUUUUUUAUAUAGUCUGAAGUUUUUCCUGCUGUGUCAACAUUUGCACAUGGCAGGACUUUUUUUUGUGAAGAAGAGUACCAAAUAUAAAUGUUAGUUCUGUAUACUUCAUUACGUUCAGUAAUGAGGCAUCUCAAUGUGUGAUGUAGAAUAAAGAUAAUGAUUUAAAAAGUGUUGUGAUUAGCUGUUUUGUUAGAAAUUUCUUUUGUAAUGUCACUUUAGCAGAAGAUUCUGAAAUAUCAGUUUUUAGACAGCUGUUCUUCCUAAUAGUUCUAUAAAUUUUGAGAAACAUGCAACAGUUCCUUUCACUUUUAUCAUUUUUUUUUUUUUUUUUUAGUGUAUGUGGAUGCAAGCACUUGAACUAUGUCAUUAAAAUUUGUGUGUGUGCAUUUCCACUUCCAAUAUGCAUAGAUGCAUAAAAAAGUUCAAGGAACUGAAUCUUUGGAAGCGUGUAAAUGUGUUAUAAGCACAAACCUGGCACAUUAAUAAAAUAUUAUGUAUUUUUAUUCUUGUAUAAAAUUUCCUUUUUUAAAACAGUUAGCUAUUUAUAAAAAGGUGCAAUAUUUAUUUUGUACGCAUUAUUCUAGUGUGAAAAGAAUCUUAAUUGAAAUACUUGUCUCAUCAGUAUGUAUUCGAUACGUGAAAACAAACACGUAGCCAUAUUUAGUGUCUGUCCAAAUAUGUUUUAUGAAAUGGUACUUAUACUGUGUGUUUAAUAUAAUUCAUUUGUGGUGCUGCAACAUUUUUCAUUGCUAAAUUCUUAGCAGUGUUUACUUUUCUGUUACUACAUCUGUUAAUAAUCUGAUUUAUGAAAUGCAUUUCCUUGUUAUAUUCUAUUUUAUAUGUCAUUAAGGUAAUUUCUUUUGACAUACAUCUCCUGAUUGCAAGAAAAAUGAAGUUUGGCUCUGAGGAAUGUUUCAGCAUCAUAUUUCAAGAGUGAUCCCAAUAACUAACAGAAUAUGAGUUUAUAAUUGAAAUAUAUAUAUUGUGGUUAUUGUCAGUGAUUUUGUGGAAUAGAAAGUAGAUAUAGUAAUUGCAUGUAGCAUUAAAAACUCGCAUGUAAUUUCUGUUUCAAAAAUUGGGUGCAAAUGCGACAUCAGAUGAAGAUAUAGUUAAUUUUUAAUUGAUCUGAUGGUGUGUUUUGUUUCAUUUUAGUCCAAUGUUUCCACUGCAAUUAAGGUGGUACAGUUAUGUUGCAGUAAUGUUUCAUUAAUAGUGUUUAAAACAUAAGUGACAGACAGUUUGUAAUAUUGUGAGUUUAUUUUGUUUGUGAUGUGAGAAUUGUAUAGUAUAUUUAUGAUAUUUACAUGCUGCUUGAAGCACCAGUGCAUAAAUUUAAUACAAAAAUAGUUGAGUGCAUAAUUGCUUGUUGUUGUAAAAAAACAUAUCAUUUGAGAACACCUAGAGUUUUUGUAAUAGUCAUAUGGUGUAUGCACAUUCCUAGUCGAUCUAACUGGGAAAUAUAAUUUUAAUUAAUUGUCCUCUGUUCAUUACGGGCUUCUAAUGACUGGCUCUUCAUUGUACUGUGUUGUGAGUAACUCAAAUUUUGUAAACAUGUAGGAGCUUACCCAAGUGUAAUAAUAUAAUAUUUUUCUAAAGAUGUUAUAUAGUAACAGCAGUGUUUUGCUCGCUGGAUAGUCAAUUACUAUCUAAAUAGCAGUUCUUGAAUUAGCAUGUGAACAUGCACUGAAGUUGCAGUUUGAGUAAUUAAUUAGAAUCUGUGUCUUAGCGUUUGUCUGUGUCAGUGUACAAUGUGAUAAGGUGUGUCAAAAUAGUCAAUUAAAAGUUUGCAUUUGCUGACCAUUCACUGAAAAGGCACUGUAGUAUAGAAUAGAGGUGUGUGUUGAGUAUGGUCCAGAGCUUAUUAUGUUUAUUACAAAUAAUGAAAACAGAUUACAUGUAGGUAGAACCUCUUUCCUCCUGUGAUAUUAAAGAUUAAAGCUUCUCUUAUUAAUAAAAUUUUCAGCACCUGCUAUCAAACAUCCUAUUUAUCAUUAGAAAAUGCACAGCUGCCUCAUUGAUAUACUUUGUUGUAUCUCAAAUUAAAAGUUUCUCUUACACUGAAUUAUAGCAAAUUUGAUAUGUAAAAUCCUGUGCACUUUUUUUUUGUCCAUGCAGCCUUAUACUGAAACUUGUAAAACCAAAACUUUUUUCUUUACAUAAAAUGCUUUGAUUGCUUUCUAAAAAAUUUUCCUCUUUGUAGAAAAUGAUAACUUUGUACCUGCCUAGUGCUGAUGUAUUAUACAGAUGUCAACUAUCUUGUUAAAUAAAAUGUUGCAUUAUUCUGAGGCUUUUUAUGUAACUUAUUUGUAAUGACCUAUAACUAUGUUGUCCAUAUCCUUAACAUUCCUAAAGGUACACAGGCCCACUUUAAGAUGCCAGCUGGCACACCUCAGGAGCUUAGCCAGCACAGGUUGAGUUGAGAUUUCCUUAACCUGAUUACAGGUUCAAAGCUGGGUAUUAGCCAGCUCUGGUGAUCCUUUGCUGGAAUUUAUGUAUUACAGAGUACAGGAAUAGCGGGUCGUCAUCUGGAUUGCAUGGUUUGUAGAACCAUGACUAUCCACAACCUAGCUUAGCUAGUGUUCUUUGUCAUUGACCCUAUCAUUGCCAGUGCCAUACAAUAAGCUGUACAAUUCCUUUU